UUACCCUGCCAGCCCAAAUGUACAAUAAGCCUACGGUAGCUGGGUCUGCAAGAGUGCAAGCGACACAGGGAGGGACGACGCCUCACGCGGCCACGCCCGGACGCCGCCACCGCGCCACGCCUCCACUCCUCCACUACUCCAGGCUUCCGCUCGCAGCCUCGUAGGGGCUCUCUCAGCCGCUCACCUCGCCGCUGGGCUGCUGCCUGCUCCUGCUCACUGUGCUUACUAGUUACUGAUGAACCAGGUCUUUUAGUAAUUUCAGCAAGGCUCCUGAGGAUGGCCAAGUACAGGUCUUUGCCUCACAGGUCACUCCAGCCCUUGCUGUUCUUUUCCCGCAAAGUACCCUUCUCCACUUCCCCUUUACCCAUAGAAUAUCCGCCCAUAUCUGCUGCUACUACUCAAGCAUUCACACAUGAAAUAAAAGCCACAUGCUUUUCAGAAUUAGAGCAGCUAAUUAGACGCGGAUUAAUCAAUCCAGCUGAGAAGCUCGUUCAGAAGAUUGUGAGACAUUCAUCAUCAGUCCCUGAAGCCGUUUCUGCAGUUGAUUUUGCCCUUUCUUGGGGAGUGGAGCUUGACAUGAAGAGUUAUGGUUUUCUUAUCAGAAAACUAUUGACUUGUGGCGAGGCAAAGAUGGCAGAGGCCGUUUAUGUCGACUUCAUAUUGAACAGAGGAAUCGAGCCAGACCAUUUUUUAUUGAACUCGAUGGUUGUUUGCUAUUCUAAGUUAGGUAAGUUGGAAGAAUCCAAGUCUCAAUUCGAUAGACUUCUUAAGAUGGAAGUCAUGCCUUGUCGAGCCGCCUGCAGUGACAUUAUUACUGCAUUUUGUGCCCAAAACAGAUUCUUGGAGGGAUUUGAUGUGUUUCUAGCUGUCCAUGAUGCUGAUUUUUUACUGCAUUUCCGGUGCUACAAUAGGUUGGUGGACGGGUUGAGCUCAAUAGGGAACUUAAACAAGGCACUAUACGUGUAUGACAUAAUGCGUGAUAAAAGCGUACCUCCCACUAUUCAUUUACUCAAAACAUUAGUUUUUAUGCUUUGCCAGAAUGAGCGGGUUGAGGAGGCUGAAUUUUUGAGUAUGGAAGCCGAAUCUUUUGGCUUCUUUAUUGAUAAAGUCAUGUACACAGCUCUUAUCAAUGGGUAUUGCCGGAAAAGAAGAAUGAAGAUGGCUCUCAGAUUGUUUUACAGAAUGCUGAAACUAGGAUGUCAUCCAGAUAAUUACACAUGCAAUACAUUGAUACAUGGUUUUGUUAACACAGGCAUGAUCGAUAAAAUUUUCGUGUUGUUUCACCACAUGAAAGAGCUGGGAUUGAAGCUCAACGUUGUCAGUUACCAAAUCAUGAUUAGCAAGUGUUGCAAGGAUCUUAAAGUUGAUUGUGCAUUAACAUUGUUACAUAAUAUGAUGCAGUGCAACUUAGCACCCACGGUGCACUGUUACACGCCUUUACUUGCUGCACUGGUUAAGGAAAAUCGGUUAGCGGAAGCUGAUCAAUAUUAUAACCAGCUGUUUGAUUCUGGACUUUUUCCUGAUGAUGUCCUCUUUUUUACUGUAGUAAAAAACUAUGUAGGGCAUGAAAUUGAUCUUGCACAUAAUUUUGUGACAGAAAUUGGAAGACAUGGGUGUGGCAUUUGUAGCACCACUUGUAGUAGUAGCAGUAGUAAAUCUGUUGAUGACUUCAUAGUUGAGAUUGAUCUUCUCCUAGAGGAAAUUUAUUCACGAAACUCAGGCUUAGCUCGUAUUGCUUUUAAUAUACACAUAAUUGCACUGUGUUAUGCAGGGAAACUUAUUGCUGCUGAGUUAUGCAUGGAUAAAAUGUCAACUCUAUCCCUUCAGCCUUCUCUCCUUGCUUAUAACUCCAUGAUUUGGUGUCUCUGCCAAAUGGGACUAGGAAAUGAUGCUAUUUCCAUUCUGGAUCAGCUGGAAGCUACUAGAGUGAAGCCCACUAUUGCUAUGUAUGAUUCUAUUAUAGGGUGUUUGGCUCAAGAAAAGAGAGUUUUGGAGGCAUCACAGUUGUUUGACAGAAUGCAUGAGGUUGGACUUUUCCCUGAUGAAACUCUGUUUGUGACAAUGAUUAGUGGUCUAUCAAAGAACAGACAAGCAGGUGCAGCUCGUGAGGUCUUUGACAAAAUGUUGAAGUAUGGUAUUCGACCAAGCUACCGAGCUUACACUGCACUAAUAAAUGGGCUUGUUAAGCAAAACAUGAUACAAGAGGGGCACAUAUAUCUUGGUAGAAUGUUAGAAGAGGGAUUUAUGCCUAAUGCUGCUUUGUAUACUUCUCUAAUCUACCAAUUUUUUAGAAAGGGAGAAAUUAAAAUUGCUCUUAAGUUAGUUGUUCUGAUGGAGAAAAGCCACAUAGAGAAAGAUUUGAUAACCCAUGUUGCAUUGGUCAGUGGCGUUUGCAGAAAUAUCCGAUACAUUAGUAGGAAAUGUCACAAGUCACAAAGACAAUCCGUUAAGGCAAUGGAGAUGCUUUACCAUUUACUAUGUGAGUAUAAUAAUUUGCCCGGCCUGAAAGAUUUAGAAAACUUUAUCAUUUCAAGGGUUGGAAUAAAGUCGUUUGCACUAAAAUUGAUAGACGAAGUGAAAAAAGGCAACUUUAUUCCCAACUUAUAUCUGCACAAUAGUGUGAUUGCUGGAUUAUGUUGGGCAAAUGAUAUUGAAGGUGCAUACAAUCAUCUUGAUACGAUGCAGAAAGAAGGGCUGCUUCCCAAUCACGUGACUCUUACCAUUCUCAUUGAUGGGCAUUUUAGGAAAGGUAAAACCGAUCUUGCUGUUAAUCUUUUCAAUAAAAUGAAUGAGCAUGACUGUGUUCUUGAUGAUGUGGUAUACAACAUGUUGAUAAAGGGCUUUUGUAAGGCUGGAAGACCCCAUGAUGCAUUAUCUGUAUCAAAUAUUAUGCUUAAGAAAGGGCAUUCUCUAUCAAAGGCUUCUUAUGAAAAUCUACUCCAACUUUUUUGUGCAAAUAAAUGGACAGUCCAUGCUCUGAAAAUACUUGAAGAUAUGGUUUCCUGUGAAUAUACCCCUUACAGAGGCAGUCUUAACUGGUUGUUGUGCAUAUUAUGUGAAGAAAAUAAAUUCAUUGAAGCUUGCAAUGUUCAAACUUUGAAGUCAAGGAUAAGAGUAUUGUCAAAGAAAGCAUCUAAGGGACUCUUCAUUUAGUAUGCGUUACUGCCACCAAGAGACUAUUCAGCUUGAUUUGGGAUUUGUCUAGGAUUAUGAUGUUAUCCUUAUGGGACUGGAGAUUGCAAGUCGGGGAGGAGCAGAUAGAGAUGCUACAGGGGUUGAGAAGGGGGGAGUCGAAAAAUAUGGAGUUUGUGAUAGAGUAUGAGCAUGUACCCUCCUUGCUUGGGCCUUGGGCAGUGUGGAGGCUCUGUCCAAGUCAGAUUCAUUAGCCGGAGAAGGGAGAGGGAUUGGAUUGUGCGGAGCCGACCGAAGGCUACAGACUUGGACUUCUUCUGUGAUAAAAAAUAUGAGGAUCUAAAAAGGAAGGAAGAUGCCAUAAAAUGAGGUAGGUCUAUGUAUUAUCUGCUCACUCUUGCAUAGAAUCAGAUUGUUUUAGUUAAGCUCUCAUCUGUCCCAUAACAAUCUUACAUAUUCUAUGCUUUGUCUUUGAGCAGCUGGGACACAGAUGAGCUGUAUGUGGCAUUCAUGACAUUGUUACCAUGAUAUUGUGAUAGAGACCCGGACUUAUGGGCUUAUUAUGUUAGUAAAAUGUAAUAGUGGGCUGGGCCAAUUAAUUAGAUAGAUUGAGGGAAGCCCAUUAGAAAAAGAAUAAAUAAGGUGAGCUGGGAGUAGAAAAGUAGGUUGGAUUUGGCUAAUUGUGGGCUGGGACUUGGAGAGAGGCAUCUCUUAAAACUGCCAGACUGUUUCUCUCCCUUGUUUGUUAUACGACCUCCAUUUCACUAUUCAUCAUCCGAUUUCAUCUUUCUGUAGCUAGAUAUAAUCUGAGCAGGUGGAUUCCCUAUCAUAUUGCAAAUGAAUUUCCGAUCCAUCUACAGAGGUUGCAGUAUGUGGUAUUCAUGACAUUGUUGGGUAAAUCAACAAAGUGUAGUUUCAUUAUUUUUCUGUUUGCAUAGCAUAUGUGCAUUGUUCUUUUUUCUUUUUUGACAAGAAGAAAUGGAUGAAGAUUAAAAUAGCUUAUCUUACAAAAAACUCUGAUCUUACAAAAAAUCUUUUCUAAGAUAGUAUUCUCUAUAUAACUGUUUUACCCUGCCCACCCCUCAAGUUCUCCAAAACCCUCCAUCCAGAAUACAAACACAGUACUCUCCAGCGCAAAUUCAGAACAGCACCUUACAGAUUAACUAUACAUUGAUGACCAGACUGCUCCAUCAAAAUAUGUCCUCUGGGACUAUGCAAAACAGUGCACGAGUGGUCAGCUUCUGGGGAUAAAUGGUCGAUUAAAAGAACUAAGACAACACGGUCAUAAGCACAUUGUUCCAAUUUGCCUUCAAGAUUAUGAUUUAUCACUCUCCAUCUGAAUAUCUACGACUCUGUCCCAAAAGAGUUCUAUUUGGUCAAAAUAUAACUUUUAAUUUUGCCAAGGUACAACUGUGAAAAGUUAGUGUAGUCGGACGGAACUAGUUCAGUAACUUCCAUAAAAUGAAACAAGCCUCCUUCUGAGAAGAGUAAAUGAAACCUGAACUCAAAGCAAGCUCUUGUUAUUCCUUGAACCUCCUAAACUCAAACCAAAUCUCGUAAUGGUUGAAAAGUAAACUAUCAUGAGUGUCUUCCUAAGAUACUCAAGGCCAAUAUUACCUAACCUUCUUGUACAUUUGUCUCCUCUUAGUCUCGAACAGAACUUUAUAUUGUGGGACACAAAUAUACGAACUCCCAAAUGUACUAGCAAGUCUCUCUAACCCAACCCAAACAAGCUUGUCUGGAAUAUGCAGGAAUACAGCACUUACAUUGUUCCAGAUCCAGACUUACUAAAUGAGAGGACGCUUGGAUAAUAACCCUUGGGAUGGAAGCUCAUACCUCAAUGCAGCCAUUAAGGACAGCUCAUCUGUUUCCAUACAGUUGUACUUUUGGAUUUAAGUACUGGAUAAAAUGCAUCCCAACACGAAGGGUCCCACAUCCAAUCUCUAACACUUUGGAGUUUGGAGAUAGAUGGACAGAUUUUGCAAGAAAUUCGAACACAACUCUCCCUCCUGCCCUGGGCUCCCUGCCCAACAAUCUGGUUUCUUGCUAUCAUCUAUUUCAUAUCAGGUGUCCCUGGAGCCUAUGUCUUAUGGUAUCGUCCUCUAUAUUUGUGCAAUGAGGACUGUUGGUGCAAUGAAAAUCAGCUGAAUUUUUGAGUUUUAUAUGAUCAUUUACUUCGUUGGAUUUGGAUUCUUUUGUACUGAAUCAAUGAUGAGCAUAUUGGUCAUUCAGAUUCAUUUUUUAUGAAUGCAUGAUUUGAUCACUGCUAAGCCUCAUUGUGCGUUUUACAAAUGGUGAAAGCAGCAAGUGUACAUGUAUUUCUAGGGAAGUGGAAAAACUGCAGAGAUGAGGAGGGAAGCUGCUUGAUAUGCACUAAUUAGUAGUACAUAAGUGUAUGUUUUUAUGUUUGAUUUGUGUGGUUUGUUUAUCGUUUUAUUUAGUUUGUAAACAUUUGUGUGAUUUUAGUUGUAAUUGUAUUUUAAUCUUCAUUUGUAAGUUGUAUAAAGUAGAGUUAGGAAUUAGGGUGUUGAAAAGGAGGACUUUGAAGUGAAGAAAAAUAAGAUUUGGCUGCCCAGAAGCAAAAACCCGACCGGGUACAAUACUUCACCCGGUCGGGCAUGACAAAGAAUCAGAAACUGCUGAGAAAGUCACUAGACCCGGGUGGGUCACUUAUUUGACCCGGUCGGGUCAGAUGUGACCCGGAACACCAGAACAUGCCGAAGAUCGCCAGAACGUGGGAAAUAUUUGAUUUUGACGUUGACCCGGUCGGGUAUGUCCUUUUACCCGGGCGGGUCAAUGCCCCAGGGUAUUGAAAACACCUAUAAAUAACCCCAUUUUCCUUCACAAAGUAUAACUCCUUCUUCCAUACUCUUAAGCUCAGUUUAGAAUAGUAUUUCUUUUAUAUUUUUAUAGCAUGUUUAGUCUCCAAAUGAGGAGCUAAACUUCCAUUUCUUGGUGUUGCUCUUGAAGCUUGUUGAUUAUUAAAGUUGUGAGUUAUUUUCUUAUCUCCUUCCCUUGAAUAUUAAUUAUUCUCUUAAUCUAUCUAUAUAUUAAUGUUGGG
Messenger RNA from Cuscuta epithymum, 6193 nucleotides. The record is from the annotation of a GenBank genome assembly. NCBI's taxonomy places the organism in Eukaryota, Viridiplantae, Streptophyta, Magnoliopsida, Solanales, Convolvulaceae.